Molecule: messenger RNA, 1467 nt
Organism: Funneliformis geosporum
Lineage: Eukaryota; Fungi; Glomeromycota; Glomeromycetes; Glomerales; Glomeraceae
Source: the annotation of a GenBank genome assembly
AUGUUUGAUAUACUUGCACCACAUCUUAAGGGUCUUACGGAAGACCUUAAUGAUGAAAUUAAAUAUCAAAAAUUUAAACAUGGUAUAAAAGAUAUUAAAGAAUUUUUAGAAAAACUUGCUAAUAGAGGAAAGGUUGAUCCAUUAAGUAGUAAUUUUGCUCAAUAUCUUGACGAAAAUGAUAAAUUAAAAUAUUUAAGAUAUGAAUUUUCCAUUCCUAAAUCUCGUGAUAUUGUUAAUGAUAGCGUUGAGGCGAAAAGUCCUGAAGAAGAGUGCAUGUAUUUUUGUGGUAAUUCACUUGGAUUAAUGCCAAAGCGUGCAAGAGAAUUGAUUAGUCAAGAACUUGACGUAUGGGCUUCAUCUGGAGUUGUUGGUCAUUUUAAACAUAAACAUAAUCGACCGUGGGUAUCCAUUGAUGAUACUUUAGUAGAAAAAAUGGCAGAUAUUGUUGGAGCAAAACCUAUUGAAAUUGCUAUUAUGAAUACUCUCACUUCGAAUUUACAUCUACUUAUGGCAUCAUUUUAUACGCCAAAUAUAAAAAAGACUCGUAAAAAGAUUUUGAUAGAACCAAUGGCUUUUCCAUCCGAUCUUUAUGCAAUAGAAUCUCAAAUUAAAUUCCAUGGAUUAGAUCCCGCUAAAGAAUUGAUCAAGGUGACACCACCUCAAGGAGAAAGUGUUGUACCACUUAAUACCAUUCUUGAGAUUAUUGAGAAAGAAGGUCAUACCAUUUCAAUAGUAUUGUUUAGUGGAAUUCAUUAUUAUACUGGGCAAUUCUUUAAAUUGAAAAAGAUUACUCAAGCUGCUCAAAAGAAGGGAUGUAUUGUGGGAUUUGAUUUAUCUCAUGCUGUUGGUAACGUUGUUCUCAAACUUCAUAAAUGGGGAGUUGAUUUUGCAGCAUGGUGUUCUUAUAAAUAUUUGAAUUCUGGGCCUGGAGGUAUCGCUGGUAUCUUUCUCCACGAAAAACACGCUACCAAUUUCAAUCGUCCAAGAUUGACAGGAUGGUGGGGUUCGGAACGGAAAUCAAGAUUUAAAAUGGAUCAACAAUUCAAGCCAAUUCCUGGAGCAAGUGGAUAUCAAUUAUCUAAUCCAUCAGUAUUGAACGUAGUAUCAUUAUUGGCAAGUUUGGAAAUAUUUUCAAGAACGAGUAUGGUGCAUUUACGUGCUAAGUCUAUAUUACUUACAGGAUAUUUAGAAUAUUUAUUAGAUAAACAGUUAAAUGGAUUAGGAUUUAAAAUUAUUACACCACGUGAUCCACAUCAAAGAGGAUGUCAACUUUCAUUAAAAUUUUUUGAGCAUAGCGUACAAGAAAAAGUCUCUAAAGAAUUAAUGAGUUACGGAGCAGUUGUUGACGAACGUAGCCCUGAUACCAUUAGAGUUGCACCAAAUCCUAUGUAUAACAAUUUUUCUGAAGUAUUUCGAUUUGUUAGUGCUCUUAAAGUUAUUAUAGGUGAUAUAGGAGUUAAAAGUUAA